Diabrotica balteata is the source of this 1493-nucleotide messenger RNA. The record is from the annotation of a GenBank genome assembly. Lineage: Eukaryota; Metazoa; Arthropoda; Insecta; Coleoptera; Chrysomelidae.
UUAUUAAAAAAAUGGAAAUCAAAUUGUUGCCGUGUCCAGUGUGUUGUAAGCCUCAUUUUGACGACGUGGAUGCCCUAAGAACUACUUUAGUGAGAGCGGCUACGAAUUUAGUAUCUUGUCCGGUAUGUGCGGAAACCCUUUUAGGGCUAGAUAAACUUACUAUACACCUGUUUAGUCAUAUCAGCAACCACACGCAGUCUCGGCCUGAUAUAGAGGAAGUUUUGCAGCAGGAGAUUGAUACCAAAAUCGAAACUGAGUCAAACAACGUUCCAGAAGAACCAGUACAUUGUGACAUAUGUAAUUUCUCGUUCACGGACCAACAUAUCCUGGAUAUUCACCAAAAACUAUUACAUCAAACUCCUCCUGAUGUAAAAACUGGUACGUACAGCUAUCAUUGUCACUUGUGCAGCAAGAAGUUUAAGAUGAGGGGUAGCUUGAUGGUGCAUUUAAGGGUCGCUCAUUACGGUUUCAUCCGCAAAGAAUCUGCUGAGCCAACUGAACAAUUUACGAAGAAGACGGAAAAUGCCGAUGGUGACGAAUUUAUAGAGGUGGUUAGUGAAAAGAGUGCUCAAAAGUUUCAAGACAAUAAACAAUGGGAAUGUGAUGUGUGCUCCAAGUUGUUCACUACUAAAUAUUUUUUGAAAAAACACAAAAGAUUGCAUACCGGAGAGAUGCCGUACUGUUGUACAUUGUGCAACAAAUCGUUCACCUUCCAACAGUCCUACCACAAGCAUAUGCUGUACCAUUCAUCGGAAAAACCACACGUUUGUAGCGAAUGUGGACGGGCCUUCAAAGAACUCUCAACAUUACAGAAUCACGCCAGAAUACAUUCCGGAGAAAGACCAUUUAUAUGCGAAACAUGUGGCAAAAGUUUCAGACAAAGAGUGUCUUAUUUAGUUCACAGGAGAAUACACACUGGAGUGAUGCCUUACAAAUGCCCCACAUGUGAUAAAAGCUUCAGGUAUAAAGUCAGUCAAAAAUCUCAUAAAUGCCUCUUGAAUUCUUCCGUUGUUAUUGACGCUACAGACCAACAAACCUCUUCUACCUCACAGUCAAGCCCUAAGUGUGUAAUGAACGUCGACUUGGAUACUGGUAAUAUAAAUGUAGUAAUACAGGAACCAGAAGCACACAGGAUGGAAACUGUAGUGAGUAGUGAAUCUUCCGUGCAGAAGAAAUCAAUAUUAUUGAACGAUAAUGAACGGAUAGAGAUUACUUAUAAUACUGCAGAUUUAGGGAGCAAUAUUAUUGAUAAUAAAGAAAGAACUGUGCAGAAGACCGGUGAUACACAAGAUGCAUUCGAGAAACUGAUGUACACAGUUCCAGAAAAAGCAAUAUUUUCCCCAACCAUGGCGCUACUUCCUGAAGUUGAGUCUUUAUAUCUAAACAGUUCUCCAACGAAUAAUCUACAAAUGCAAGAAAUGCCAGACAGAGAAGAAACAAUCAACGAUAUGAGGGAGAAGUGCCUAGAAGAGUUAUUAAAAUCUAUAGAAUAA